Molecule: messenger RNA, 2279 nt
Organism: Camellia sinensis
Lineage: Eukaryota; Viridiplantae; Streptophyta; Magnoliopsida; Ericales; Theaceae
Source: RefSeq, a predicted model, not a curated record
GAAUUUGGCAAUUUGAAAAACUUGCUUAUGAUAGAAAUGGAUCACAACCAGUUUUCUGGCAAUCUCCCAGAGCUUUGCCAAGGUGGAAAACUUACAUACUUCAUUGUGAACCACAACCAGCUCACAGGUACAAUUCCCCAAAGUUUGAAAAACUGUUCAAGCUUAGUUAGAGUUCGCUUUGAUGAAAACCAAUUCAUUGGAAAUAUAUCCGAAGAUUUGGGUGCUUAUCCAAACCUGGUCUACAUAGAUUUGAGUUACAACAAUUUUUCUGGUGAAUUAUCAGAAAUUUGGGGAAGGUUUCCAAAUUUGACAGUCCUAAGCUUAGCGAGGAACAACAUCAUCGGUAGCAUUCCACCGGGGCUUGGAAAUUCAAUACAACUACAUCGACUUGAUCUGUCUUCAAAUCGUUUAGUUGGGGAGAUUCCAAAGGAAUUCGGGAAGUUGACUUCUCUGGAGAAGUUGCUUUUAUUUGAUAACCUACUUUCAGGUAGUAUACCUCAAGAACUAGAAUCACUAACUGGGCUUUCAUAUCUGGAUAUGUCCACAAAUAGAUUCAAUGGGUCAAUACCGGGUAUUCUGGAGAAUUAUCUGAAUCUGUUUCACUUGAACUUGAGCAACAACAUGUUUAGCCAGAGAAUUCCAUUUCAGAUGGGUAAGUUAUUUCACCUUACCGAAAUGGAUUUGAGUAAUAAUUUUCUUAUAGGAGAAAUACCAUCGGAACUCACAAAUUUGCAGAGCUUGGAGAAGUUGAACCUCUCCCACAAUAAUCUCUCUGGUCUCAUUCCAAAGGGUUUUGAAGAUAUGAAUGGCUUGGCAUUUGUUGAUAUAUCAUACAAUCAGUUGCAAGGUCCUAUUCCCAUGAGCAGCGCCUUCAUAAAUGCAUCAAUAGAAGCACUGCAAGGGAACAAAGGUUUGUGUGGAAAUGUCAAAGGCCUGCAGCCUUGCGAAAUGCCUUCUACAUUGCCCAAACACACUCUAGCAAAGAGGACACUUGUUCUUAUAAUCGUGCUCCCUCUUGGCGGAGCACUUUUACUUCUAGGCGCAUUCACUGGACUUCUCAUUGUCUUCGAUCCAAGAAAGAGAAAGUCCCAACCCCCGAAUGAAGAUCUGUUAUCGAUAUCAAUAUUUGAUGGAAGAGCAAUGUACAAUGACAUUGUGAAAGCUACCAAGGAUUUCGAUGCCACAUAUUGCGUUGGAAAGGGAAGAUAUGGAACUGUCUACAAGGCGAAGCUACCAUCAGCUAAUAUAGUAGCUGUGAAGAAACUUCAUUCAUUAUCUGAGAAGGCUGACAGGAGAGGUUUCUUAAAUGAGGUAAAGGCAUUGACAGAAAUUAGGCAUCGAAACAUAGUGAAGCUUCUCGGGUUCUGUGAGCAUACUCAACACUCUUUUCUAGUUUAUGAGUACCUCGAAAGGGGUAGCUUGGCUGCAAUUUUCAACAGAGAUGAAGAAGCUAAGGAAUUGGAUUGGCCUAAACGGGUCAAUAUUAUUAAGGGUAUUGCAAGCGCUUUGUCAUACAUGCACCAUGAUUGCACACCACCAAUUGUUCACCGAGACAUUUCUAGCAAUAAUGUUUUGAUUGAUGAGGAGUACGAGUCUCGUAUUUCAGACUUUGGCACCGCCAAGCUUUUGAAGCUAGAUUCCUCCAACUGGAGUGCACUUGCAGGCACGUACGGAUAUGUUGCACCAGAGCUUGCUUACACAAUGAAGGUAACUGAAAAGUGUGAUGUUUAUAGCUUUGGAGUGUUGGCAUUGGAGGUGAUCAAAGGAAAGCAUCCGGGAGACUUCAUCACCUCUCUGUCGACCUCAGCCAUCGAGAACAUAGAGCUAAAGGAUGUGUUGGACCAACGCCUUUCACCUCCCUCCCCUGAAGUUGAGAAGGUAGUGAUGUGUUGUGUAAAAUUGGCAAUUGCAUGUUUGCAUGUCAAUCCACAAUCUAGGCCAUCCAUGUACAUUGUUUCUCAAUUGUUAUCCACCCGAAAAAUUCCGUAGAGCCUCACCGAUGUGCACAGAAUUGCUGCCCAUGAAAAUGCACAGAAUUGAUCCGUGCACUAAUUUUGUGCACUAAAAUGCAGCCGAACCACGCACAUAUGGUGUGGCUUCUCUCUUUAUUGUCACCUUAUUUAUUUUAUUUUGUGUUGCUUUUAUUUUUAUUUUUCUUGAAUAUAUAUGCCUACCUUGUAUCACCAAAAAUUGUUGGCUUCUUUUAUGUUGAUUUGAAAGAGCAAUGUUGCUGGGAUGCUAUUUUCCAUUGAAUAAUUACAUAUGAAUUACCAAAAUGG